Messenger RNA from Clupea harengus (Atlantic herring), 4988 nucleotides. It is a transcript of the gene znf395a, whose product is annotated as zinc finger protein 395a. Gene Ontology annotation, biological process: regulation of transcription by RNA polymerase II. Gene Ontology annotation, cellular component: nucleus. The record is from RefSeq and is a predicted model, not a curated record. Gene Ontology annotation, molecular function: RNA polymerase II cis-regulatory region sequence-specific DNA binding; DNA-binding transcription factor activity. NCBI's taxonomy places the organism in Eukaryota, Metazoa, Chordata, Actinopteri, Clupeiformes, Clupeidae.
CCAGACAGCAGGGCAGUCCCUCUAAUAACGUGACCACAAUAUCCAUUUAUUACAUUAGGAAAAUAGUAACCUAUUCAAUUGACGUUGCACUUCAUUGUACAAAUUAUUUCAAUACUAUAACAUUUGAACAUGAACCACAUUUUAUCAAAAGGUUUUCCAUCUUGUUUGCCACAGAUUGCCACAAUACCAGGCGUGACAUAAAAAAAAAAAAAAAAAAAUUCGCCCACUGACCAUAACUCCUGUUAAGUGGGAAGGUAAUAUGUCUUAUAUAGUGUCUUUGUGCUACCCAGGCCAACAACUAGUGGGUAAACAAGUUGGAACUGUAGGGCGUGUGACUCACUGAUCCAAUGAACGCGAGCAGUCCUACCACAUGGUUUGGUUGUUUACUACAGCAGCAGAACUCGCUUUCUAAGGCGCGCUCUAAAUCCUGGGCUGGAGUGAGUGUUCCAUUCUUUCUUACUUCGACACGUAAAUGUGUCGUUUUGAGCCCUGUCGUUCCACGGGACGUCCUCACAUAAUCGCGGGACUUCAUACUGCUUUCACCUAAAGACAGCUUUGGAAUUAUUAUACUGCAUCACUUCGAGUGCAAAAUGUUUUGUCGUAAACAUGCGAGCAGAAGGCGAAUCCGUUUUGAAAUCCGGUGCAGGCUUUCGAAUGGUCUCCACAUAACAUCCCUUUCUAGGCACUGAAAAGAGCAUUUUCAAGUUACAGCCGGUCAGAGCAAGCUUUGCAGAAGGGGGUGUGUUGGAAACUGGCAGAGCUUUCUCCCGCGCACGCUCGUGUGUUGUGUGUGUGUGUGUGUGUAUCCGUCCUGUGAGAAGCGAAGCGGGAGCUCCCGCGGGACCUGACUGGAGGAGCUGCCGAAGUCGAACGCCGCAAGCGAGGCUUCCUGCAGAAAGCAAACAUGCUGCCCAAGAGCAGGCUGGGAAAACGCUCCACCAUGGGCGCGCUGGUGUGCGGCUCCUGCCACCUCGCCGAUGGCCACCAGGAGGCGCCGCCGCAGGGCGAGGCUGAGGCCAGCGCCGGGUGUCUGGGGGCGGAACACGGACCUCAAGGAGUCAUCAGGCUCAAGCUGCAUCCUGGGCAGAAGGUGUAUGCUUACUGCGGAGGCCAGGAGUGCUGUGGUGUGGUGGAACAACACAACCAUUUGGACAACCAGGUGUCCAUCUUCCUUCCCCAGCUGAACCAGCACAUCGUCCGCAAGCAGGAGGACAUCUGGACCCCCGCUAACCCUCCGUUCUCUGCCCAUUCGCCUUGCUCCGUCUCCUCCUGCAUCGAUGUACCAAGAAGCUACAGGAGCCCCGUGUCGGUGGACAUGGAUGAGAUGAUGGCCGCCAUGGUUCUGACCAGCCUGUCCUGCAGUCCGCUGGUCCAGAGCCCGUCUCAGGCAGAACCAGUGGCGUGUCCAGCCGCCGGUGGGAUGGAAUGUGGCGGAGGCGAGCUGUCGGACAGCGGCAGCAGCGGUUACUGGAGCUCUGACCAUUGCAGCACAAGCCCCGCCCCGUCUCCAACCAUCGAAGAGACGGACAGAGGUGUGGCCCCGCCCACUGACGAGGGAUUGGACAUGGAACUGGAGCACGUCCUGUUUGACGAGCCAACGCCACGGAAACGAAAGAACUCCGUGAAGGUUGCCUACCGGUGUCUUUGGCGCAACUGUGGCAAGGUGCUGACCUCCGUGGUGGGCAUCAAGCGGCACAUUCGCACGCUGCACUUGGGGCUUAACACUGAGCCGAAGAACUCCGAGAGGGAGGAGGACUUCUACUAUACUGAGAUCUACCAGGACCUUGACCAGAUCACGGCUGGCAGUGGGGUCCCCACCGCCCCCGCCAGGCCCCCCUGCGCCUCCCCCUCCAGGCCCACCUGGAUCUCCCCCUCCAGCCCGGCCCAGCCCACUCCUCCCUCUCCCCCAACACACCCCAGCCCCCUGAGCCGGUCCGCGCCGUCAGAGAGCUUCUGGCUGGUCCACUGUGAGCACUCCUAUCAGGCCCCCGUGCCUCCCUCCACUCAGGUGGUGACUCCGGCCCCCCCCAUCUCCUCCCCCUCCUGUCGUUGGACUCCGCCUCUGACCGUCGCCCAAAACAAGCAGGUGGCGCCAUUUCGCAACCGGUCUGUGAGUGUGGGUGAGCAGUGGCUCCAGAGCCAGAAUGCCUCCAGCAGGUCCAUCCCUGCCAGUGACUCACCUCCCAGAAGCCACUGCAAUACCAGAAAGAUCCGCGGGGAGGCCAAGAAGUGCCGGAAAGUUUAUGGCAUCGAGCACCGGGACCAGUGGUGCACGGCCUGCCGCUGGAAGAAAGCGUGCCAGCGGUUUGUGGACUGAGAGGAGCGAGAGAGGAAGGAGGAGAACAGAGAAAGAGAAAGAGAGAGAGAGAGAGGGUGGGGAGGGGGGGCUUUUUCUACUCAGACUGAAGAGACACCUCUUCCAAAGACAGAAGGGGACAGGCUUACCACAAAACCAGAGAAGCACCUUUUUUUUUCUUUUUUGUACUCUUGACUUGAAAAUGUUUAUUUCGUUGUUUUGUAGCUGUUGUUGUUGUUCUUUUCUACUUGCAUGCUUCAUGUGUUUCAAGUUUAUAACUGUAAUUGUACUUUGUUACAGCAUGAUUUAAUAUUUUUGGUGCUGAAGAUCUUUGGGGUGGGGGGGGGUUAAAGAGAUACUACACUGCCAUCCCCCUUAAUCCUUCCUGUCCAAGACGAGACACUCAUGUGAUCCACCUCUGAUCCUUCCUGUCCAAGAGGAGACACUCCUGUUGUCCCCCUUAAUCCUUCCUAUCCAAGGCGAGACACUCAUGUUGUCCACACCUCUGAUCCUUCCUGUCCAAGACGAGACACUCAUGUUGUCCACACCUCUGAUCCUUCCUGUCCAAGACGAGACACUCAUGUUGUCCCCACCUCUGAUCCUUCCUGUCCAAGAUGAGACACUCAUGUUGUCCACACCUCUGAUCCUUCCUGUCCAAGACGAGACACUCAUGUCAUGAUCCUUCCUGUCCAAGAGGAGACACUCAUGUUGUCUUACUCUGAUCCUUCUAGUCCAAGAGGAGACACUUAAUCUUGUCAACCUCUGCCAGUCUUCCUUCCUCCUUACUGGAGCAUGAGCACACUGUGCCGUGGACCUUGUGCGACAGGCCUAGAGCCACUGACACACUAACCAUGGUAACCAUGGGGAUUUCCCCUGUGAGGUCAUAGGAAAGGCCAUCUCCACAUCACACAGUUCCUAAGGAUCGACUUGUGACUAUGGGCAGCCUAAAAAAUAUAGCCACCUACGAAAAAAGGGGCUAUGGUUUUACCUGGGUCACCCUGCUCUCCCUUAAGCUGUGUGUGUGUGUGUGUGUGUGUGAGUGUGUGUGUGUGUUUGGGUGGGUGUGUGUGUGUGUGUGUGUGUGUUCGGGUGGGGAGGAGGAUGGUAGUUUCUGGCUGCAGUAAGACAGCAGUGUGGUGCAGGCGUAAGACAGGGCUGCAGUAAGACAGAUAGGCGUAAGACAGGGCUGCAGUAAGACAGAUAGGCGUAAGACAGGGCUGCAGUAAGACAGAUAGGCGUAAGACAGGGCUGCAGUAAGACAGAUAGGCGUAAGACAGGGCUGCAGUAAGACAGAUAGGCGUGAGACAGGGCUGCAGUAAGACAGGGCUGCAGUAAGACAGGGCUGCAGUAAGACAACAGGCGUAAGACAGGGCUGCAGUAAGACAGGGCUGCAGUAAGACAGGGCUGCAGUAAGACAGGGCUGCAGUAAGACAACAGGCGUAAGACAGGGCUGCAGUAAGACAGGGCUGCAGUAAGACAGAUAGAUGUGAGACAGGGCUGCAGUAAGACAGGGCUGCAGUAAGACAGAUAGAUGUGAGACAGGGCUGCAGUAAGACAGGGCUGCAGUAAGACAGAUAGAUGUGAGACAGGGCUGCAGUAAGACAGGGCUGCAGUAAGACAGGGCUGCAGUAAGACACCAGUGUGGUGCAGGCGUGAGACAGAGCUGCAGUAAAGGAAGUGGAGGAGUUUAAAAACAAAAACAAACGAAACAAAACAAAAAAACAUGACGGCAGCUUUUGAGAAUAGCAGUUUGUGGCCCAGCGCUGGCUCGGACGGUCCGCUGGGUCCACUGGUGUACGAGCCAUCCAGAUCUGUGGCCCAGCGCUGGCUUGGACGGUCCGCUGGGUCCACUGGUGUACGAGCCAUCCAGAUCUGUGGCGGUGCUCCACGGGCUUCCAUCACUUUUUCCUUUUCUCUUCAAAAAGAGACGUUUUAUGUAAUAAUAAGAUUGGUUUAUGUUGUUGUUGUUUUCUCUGUAACUAGUAUUUCUUCUGCUGUUAUGUCCUAAUCAUUGUGCUCCUAUAUUGAUUGCCAUGGGUUGUCUGUGAGACAAAAAGAUGUAAAGAUUAGAUCUCUCUCAUCACGUAUGGAUGUAAAGAUUAGAUCUCUCUCAUCACGUAUGGUUCUGGUAGAGCAACAGGCCACGUUGACAUUGUAAUUUGACUCCUUCUAUUCCUUCGCCACCCUAUGAGCCAACGUGUGCAUUUGGUGUGGCUCCUUGUUUUGCUAUGCUAUGGUGCUGUUGCACUGUAAGGCCACUCUUGUGGAGCUUUUUUGAUAUACUUGUCUUGUAAUUAAACGGAAGGAUGAUCAUAUGUGUGAACGGGAGACCUCAACCUCCCUCAACAUUUCGUCAAAAGGUCCCAAGGAACAAGACUGACUUUUAAAGAUCUUCUUGUACCACAGACGACAUGAAUGUCUUAUUGAGUGUAUUGUGCGUAAAUCGGAUACCUGUUAAUGAAAAGGUUUGUGUUUACACUCUCUACUUAAGUACCGAACCUCUUAUUCCCUCUCUCAACUAACUGCCCAUGCAAACGAGACCUAACGUCCACGAGUAUCGUGUGUUUAUGUAUGUUCUAUAACGCAUAAAAGAAGAAAAGGAACUCCUGAUCAUGAACUUCUUUGUGUAAUCUGAAACAUUUUUGUAAUUUUUAAGUUUUAUUACAUUUUAUAAAAAUAUAUAUAAAAUCAA